This is a messenger RNA of Nothoprocta perdicaria, 2590 nucleotides long. RefSeq names its product protocadherin alpha-4-like. Gene Ontology annotation, molecular function: calcium ion binding. Gene Ontology annotation, biological process: homophilic cell-cell adhesion. The transcript is spliced from 4 exons. Gene Ontology annotation, cellular component: plasma membrane. The annotation marks the transcript as partial. Lineage: Eukaryota; Metazoa; Chordata; Aves; Tinamiformes; Tinamidae. The record is from RefSeq and is a predicted model, not a curated record.
AUGGGCGUGCGGUGCGCGGUGCGGCUGCUGGUGCUGCAGGCGGCGUGGGCGCUGGUCGGCGGUCAGGUGCGGUACUCGGUGCCGGAGGAAGCGAAGGGCGGCACGGUGGUGGGCCGGCUGGCGCAGGACCUGGGCGUGGAGGCGGGCGAGGCGGAGGCGCGUGGGCUGCGUCUGGUGGCCCAGGAUCGUGCGGCGAGCGUGGAGGUGAGCGGGGCGAGCGGCGCGCUGGUGGUGAGCUCGCGGCUGGACCGGGAGGAGCUGUGCGGCAAGAGCGCGCCGUGCGUGCUGCGCCUGGAGGUGCUGGUGGAGCGGCCGCUGCGCGUCUUUCACGUGGAGCUGGAGGUCACCGACAUCAACGACAACGCCCCGMUCUUCCCCGCCGCCCGRAAARACCUCAGCAUCUCGGAGACUUCUCCUCCAGGUUCCAGGUUCCCUCUGGAGGGCGCGUCRGACUCGGAUAUCGGAGCGAACGCGCAGCUCUCCUACAAACUGAGCCCCAGCGAGCAUUUCUCUCUGCAACUGCAAAAGAACGAAAAAUAYAGUGAGUCCUUGUUUCUGGUUCUSUCGAAAUCGCUGGACCGGGAGGCGAUGGCUGAACACCGUUUACUGCUGACUGSGAGUGACGGGGGCAGACCRUCKYURUCGGGSACGAUGGAGCUGGUGAUCUCGGUGCUGGAUGUGAACGACAACGCGCCYGARUUCAACCAGUCKGUCUACAAAGUACAGCUGGCGGAGAGCGCCCUAGAAGGGGAGGGACUGGUUCAUGUCUGCGCCACGGAUCUGGACGAGGGAAUUAACAGCGAAGUGUUGUACACAAUGAACAGUGUAAUCCCUGCCAGUGGAACAGACCUGUUCGUGCUAGAGCCAAGCACCGGGGAAAUGAGGCUGACAGGUCCCCUGGAUUUUGAAGAGGUUCGUCUUUACGAGAUACAAGUAGAAGCGGAAGACAGGGGUACACCUCCCCUUUCGGGGCACUGCAAAGUGGUGGUGGAGGUGUUGGACGUGAACGACAACGCGCCGGAGGUGYGGGUGACGUCGCUGUCGGUGCCGGUGGCCGAGGACGCGGCGCUGGGGACGGUGGUGGCGCUGCUGAGCGUGUCGGACCGUGACUCGGGGUCGAACGGKCGCGUGCGGUGCACGGUGUGGCCGCCGUCGCCGUUCGGUGUGGUGUCGACGUUCGAGGGCUCGUACUCGCUGGUGCUGCGUGAGGCGCUGGACCGGGAGCGWGUGUCGGAGUACGAGGUGGAGGUGCGUGCGGAGGACGGCGGGACGCCGCCGCUGCGSGCCAGGCGSGCCCUGCGGGUGCCGGUGUCCGACGUGAACGACAACGCGCCGUCGUUCGCGCAGGCCGUGUACACGGUGCUGGCGCGGGAGAACAACGCGGCGGGCGCGGAGCUGGCGCGUGUGUGGGCGCGGGACCCGGACGAGGCGGGGAGCGGGAGGGCAAACGCGGCGGUGCCGGAGAGCGGCGGCGGGGGACCGGCGCUGGCCAUGGGCGUGCGGUGCGCGGUGCGGCUGCUGGUGCUGCAGGCGGCGUGGGCGCUGGUCGGCGGUCAGGUGCGGUACUCGGUGCCGGAGGAAGCGAAGGGCGGCACGGUGGUGGGCCGGCUGGCGCAGGACCUGGGCGUGGAGGCGGGCGAGGCGGAGGCGCGUGGGCURCGKCUGGUGGGCAAGGGUCGUCCGGCGAGCGUGGAGGUGAGCGGGGCGAGCGGCGCGCUGGUGGUGAGCUCGCGGCUGGACCGGGAGGAGCUGUGCGGCAAGAGCGCGCCGUGCGUGCUGCGCCUGGAGGUGCUGGUGGAGCGGCCGCUGCGCGUCUUUCACGUGGAGCUGGAGGUCACCGACAUCAACGACAACGCCCCGCUCUUCCCCGCCGCCCGAAAAAACCUCAGUAUCGCCGAGUCCUUAACGCUUCCUGGCUCGCGUUUCCCUCUGGAGGGCGCGUCGGACUYGGAUAUCGGAGCGAACGCGCAGCUCUCCUACAAACUGAGCCCCAGCGAGCAUUUCAAACUGGAAUYACAAAAGGUUAAUGAGCGAAAUGAUCUACCCGAACUCGUAUUAACGAAAGCACUGGACCGGGAGGCGAUGGCUGAGCAUCAUUUGAUAUUGACGGCGAUUGAUGGGGGCAGACCGUCSUUGUCGGGMACRAUGGARCUGGUGAUCUCGGUGCUGGAUGUGAACGACAACGCGCCUGAAUUCAACCAGUCUGUCUACAAAGUACAGCUGGCGGAGAGCGCUGCAGUGGGGACAGUGGUGACGGGCGUGAUUGCGACGGAUCCAGACGAGGGCAUUAACAGCGAAAUGACUUACAAAGCMACGCACUUCCUGCCACAACACGGAAAGGAUCUUAUUAGCGUGAAUUCAAACACGGGAGAGAUCACGCUGACGGCCCCUCUGGACUUUGAAGAGGCCGAUGUCUUCGAUGUCCGCAUAGAGGCAAGAGAUAAGGGUACUCCUUCYUUAACUGGACACUGCCGCGUGGAGUUGAAGGUGUUGGACGUGAACGACAACGCGCCGGAGCCCCAACUUCCCGCUGCCCGCGGGCUCGGCGCCCAAGGAGACGCCGCAGGAUCCCAGCGCUCUCCUGGACACG